Talaromyces proteolyticus is the source of this 2132-nucleotide messenger RNA. RefSeq lists its product as uncharacterized. The coding region runs from base 279 to 2093 and encodes 604 amino acids. The transcript is spliced from 2 exons. Gene Ontology annotation, molecular function: RNA polymerase I general transcription initiation factor activity; rDNA binding. Lineage: Eukaryota; Fungi; Ascomycota; Eurotiomycetes; Eurotiales; Trichocomaceae. Gene Ontology annotation, cellular component: RNA polymerase I upstream activating factor complex. Gene Ontology annotation, biological process: transcription initiation at RNA polymerase I promoter; nucleolar large rRNA transcription by RNA polymerase I. The record is from RefSeq and is a predicted model, not a curated record.
AUUCGCAGUCUCAAGACACCCGGUGGAAAAGAGCUCUGGGGAAACAAACAUAGCAAACACUUAUCGCCUCAUCUUAUCUGGAAUAUUUUCGAUCGGCCGGAAUGGCGACAUGAACAACACCUGCGCACACGUUCCUUUUCACAAUUCCUGUAUUUCUAUUCCAUACGCUGAAAUGGUUCCAGAUGCGAAUUAUGCUGGAAUCACUGCAGCCACGUUCUUGCCUCAUACGCCACUCCACCAAACUCUCACCCUUCCACUCGGCCUGUUGAGCUGGUAACAUGAACGCAGAACAUGAAAAUCACUCCGACAUAGACGAAGACAACGACUACGUUUUUGCGGCAUCUCAAGACGAUAAUAACGAAGAGAAUGCUGUUGGACCUGGCAAUGGCGAAGAUUUGACCGAGGACGAACGAAUAGAAAAAGUCUCCGAAGAAGAAGCGAAAAACGGCCGCAGGCGGGAAGAACAUAGAAAACAUGUUCUCGCCGAGUCUUUUCUGCGCAAGAAUCAAAGAUAUUAUCUGUCGAAGAAGUCCGUGAUAAAGUAUCGAAGUUUGCUAAACGAUAUACAUAUUGAUGCGGUUUAUAACCACGACAAGCUCGGUGAAGAAUCAUCCGGUAUAAAUACGAAGCUUGGUCUUGUGAAGUGGACGAAUAUAGAAGAGGAUCGAUUUUUUACUGCUCUAUCUCGCCUGGGGAAAAACAACAUUCGACAAAUUGCGCGAGCGGUGGGAUCAAAGUCUCAGUUGGAAGUACAGGAGUAUAUUAGGGUUCUACAAUAUGCUGUUGAGGAAACUGCUGCAAAUAAUGAAGAGGGUCUUCUCAAACAGACUGGCAUACCGGCUGCAGUAGAGAUCAGUGAAGGGCUUGAAGGCGCCCUUGAUCGUUUCGCCACCCAUAUUUCAAUCCUGGACCAGAAUUCAGAUAUGUUCGAAGGUAGAAAGAAAUAUGGGCAUGAAUUCUGGCUUAUCGACUCUAAAACAGCCGAAACCAUUGAAAUGCAUAUAAAAUCAGACGAUGUCGAUUCCCCUCAGUCCGGCAUUUUUCAAGUUGCUGAAUUGUUUCAUAUGAAGCAAUGGAUCAAGCUGUCCGAAAAUCUAUUCAUGAAUUCAGGCACGUCCAAUUUUGAGGAUAAUUGGAGAAACAUUGCCUUCAAAGAUGAGAGCCCUUCGCUUACAGCGGAUGCAUUCACUGAGUUUUACAUGCAUGCGGUGAGCAUCAUUCAAAAUUUAGUCAAGGUGUCUCAUCUAUUCGCGCAGGAUCGAUUAGCUAGAGUUCUGCACGCUGAGCGUGAAAAAUACGUGAGAAAAGAAGAUGUUUUGAAAACAUUGACAAUUUUGAACAUGAAAACUAAUUCCUCUGAUCACUUCAUCGGUGCUGCGCGCAGACUGCGACUCGAUGUUGCACAUAUAUCAAAUAAGAGAGGCAAGCAGAAUCGCUACAUAUCGUACGAUGACGUCGAGGAGAUAUUAUCUCGAAGGCGUCCAUAUCGUAGCGGAAAUCCAUCUGCCGAUAAAAGUGGCGGGGAUGGCCUGGAUAGUUCUGACAAUGAGGAUGAGGCCGAUUUAUACUCAUCAGCAGGAAUCAGUGAGGAAGAGGAGGAAGAAGGUGAAGGGGAAGGACAAGAGCCAGAGAAUGAUGAAGGUGGAGAUGGAACUGUUAAAUCAGACGAGAACGAUCAAGCGCUAUCAUCUGUCGAGGAGACGGACAAGCCUUCCGACAUGGAGACUGACAACGAAGACGGGUUCGACCACGAGGUAUCCAGGACUCAGAAUGAAAAUUUUAUUGCCGAAGACGAAAUGCGCAUCGAUGAGUACUUGGAUUAUAUCGACCAAAAAGCCAGCAAGAAUGCUGAAAGAUCCUUACGCGCGAUGCUUCCAUGUCCAGAAAUAGAUAAGCUCCCUCCGAUCGUCAAGGCAGAAUCAGGAUUUGGUGAAAUCCCAUCGGCUCCUACAGUUAAGCGUAUCAAAGACAGUACGCCUGACUGGAGAGAUGAAAUAGUGUACCGGGCUGAAUGGGAAGCCUUCGGAGCUAACCUCCCAGAAAUUGACAGGGCCAUUGCGAGGAACCAUGGGAAAAGGCGCCGUGUGGACUAACAAGCUCCGCGUGUCGACCAUCUUGAACUAUUAUAAUCA